Pseudogymnoascus verrucosus is the source of this 2602-nucleotide messenger RNA. Its product is annotated as alpha,alpha-trehalase nth1. Gene Ontology annotation, molecular function: calcium ion binding; alpha,alpha-trehalase activity. The transcript is spliced from 5 exons. Gene Ontology annotation, biological process: trehalose catabolic process. The record is from RefSeq and is a predicted model, not a curated record. NCBI's taxonomy places the organism in Eukaryota, Fungi, Ascomycota, Leotiomycetes, Thelebolales, Thelebolaceae. The coding region runs from base 271 to 2454 and encodes 727 amino acids. Gene Ontology annotation, cellular component: cytoplasm.
CGAUGAGAACCAUAUUGCUGAACCCUCCCGAUGUCGAGCAGGGAAAUGGGCCUAAUAGCUCCGAAGUCAACCCGAACAGCAAGUUUCUCCACGAUGAAAUUCGUGACAUCUCCUCGCCCGCAGGGAAUUUCACUCAUCACGUGCUGACCUCUGGCCCAGCAUCAUUUCUCAAGUCUUAUUUGCUCUAUAUCCUGCCCAUAUCGUGCCAUCAUUUUCUUGUCUGCCGCCCUCAUACUCUUGAACAAGGUAUAUUUUACCUCUCCGAUCCUAAUGAAUUUACAGACCCAUCAAUUUCGCUCCUCCGCACCCUCAGAAAAAUCUCCGAGUCGGCGACAUGGUCGCCAGCCUAGCUCUGGGACAUCCCUCCAAUCUGUCAGCAAGCGCUCGAGAUCGUACUCUACGAUCGUCGCAGACAACGUGCCCAGCGAUGCAUUAGGGGCGUUACAAGCAAAACUAUCCCUGAGAAGGGGAAGCCUAGAUGUGUUGUCUAUUAAACCACGAACAUUUUUGAUACCAGUACAGCCGACGCUGAGGGCUCUGUUGCAAAGGGAGGAUACUGAUAACAAUCUCCAGAUUACUAUCGAAGACAAGGGGCCAAAGGUCCUCUCUGUUGGAACCGCUUCUUCGGGCGGAAACAAAAAGUUCCAUCUUCGCGGUACUUAUGUGCUCUCCAACCUCCUGCAAGAGUUGAGUCUAGCAAGCGAAUUGGACAAAAGCCAUGUAAUUAUACCGGAAACGCGGCUCAAUGAGAAUCCGGUAUCUCGACUAUCUAGAAUCAUCAAAUACUCGUACUGGGAUCGCCUCACUCGCAGAAUUGAUGCGAACAACAUUGAAAUCGUCGGCAGAGACCCUAAGGAUUGGACAGAUGACCCACGACCUCGGAUAUACGUUCCAUGGGGAGCUCCGGAGCAGUAUGAGUAUUAUCAGGAGGUUGCUAGAAAUCGGCCUGAGAUCCGCUUAGAUGUGAGGCGACUCCCCGAAGGCCCCAUCAACCCGGAAUAUGCUCGGGAUAUGGAUAUAGCUGCACCGGGGCUUCUUGCGUUGGGAUUAGAAGAGUAUGUCGACGAAUUCGGCAAAAUUUCAAAGCGCGGACUGCCUUUCGUAGUACCAGGUGGUAGAUUCAACGAGCUAUACGGCUGGGAUAGCUAUUUUAUUCUCCUCGGGUUAUUAUCGAAUGGCCGCACUGACCUCGCAAAAUCAAUCGUGUCCAAUUUCUGCUAUUCCAUCAAGCAUUAUGGCAAGAUACAUAACGCGAACAGGUCCUACUAUAUUACUCGCUCACAACCUCCUUUCUUAACCGAUAUGGCUAUCCAAGUGUACGAUCACAUUCGAGAUGAGUCUGGCGCACUGGAUUUUCUUCGACAGGCCGUUUUGGCAUCUAUCAAAGAGUACUAUGGCAUCUGGGUCGCAUUGCCACGUUUGGAUCAUGUCACACGUCUGUCCAGAUACCGAUCAGAUGGUAUCGGCAUUCCUCCGGAGACCGAAGCAUCACAUUUCACCCAAAUUCUCAAACCAUACGCCUUGAAACACAACCUAAGCGUCCCGGAAUUUAUUAAAGCCUACAAUCUGUGCCAGAUUACCGAACCGGAACUGGACGAGUAUCUUCUUCACGAUCGGGCUUUAAGGGAAUCUGGCCACGAUACUACAUACCGGUUCGAGGGCGUUUGUGCUAACCUGGCAACUGUGGAUCUCAAUUCACUUCUCUAUAAAUAUGAGACCGAUAUUUCUCGCAUAAUCCGCGACAAUUUUCAAGAUAACCUAGAAAUUCCUAGGGAGUUCCGCAUCUGCGAGAUGCAAGUUGGCAAUGAAAGUUCUGCUGUGUGGGAUCGGAGGGCCAAAUUGAGAAAACGCAUGAUGGACAAGUAUCUGUGGAACGCAAAAGAGAAUAUGUACUUUGACUACGAUACAAUCAACAAGAAGCAAAUGUUGUAUGAGUCUGUAACAACCUUCUGGCCCAUGUGGGCCGGCGUCGCUAGCCCUCAACAAUCCUCUCUCUUGAUGCGCCAUGCGCUUCCUAAAUUCGAAGUCCAAGGUGGGCUUGUUUCCGGAACGGAAAAGUCACGUGGCAAAAUUACCCAGAUUCGCCCCAACCGUCAAUGGGAUUAUCCUUACGGCUGGGCUCCACAUCAGAUGCUUGCCUGGAAGGGUCUGUUAAGGUAUGGAUACCAAGAAGAGGCGGAGAGACUUGCGUACAAAUGGCUUUGGAUGAUGACGAAGGCUUUCGUUGAGUAUAACGGUGUUGUGGUGGAGAAAUACGAUGUCACUCGUCCUAUCGGCCCGCACAAGGUUGAUGCUGAGUAUGGAAACCAAGGCGCUAAUUUUCAAGGUGUUUCAAGAGAAGGAUUUGGCUGGGCAAACGCAAGCUAUGUCUAUGGAUUGCAAAACCUCAAUACGCACAUGAAGCGCGGUUUGGGGGCGUGUGUUCCAUAUGAAACAUUUAAGAGAGCUACUUAACGAUAUGAAGUCUCAAGGAAAAGAUAAUUGUUGAGAGUGCGGCACGUUCGGGGCUAUAUAGUUAGAAGGAUGAAUUGCAAAAGUUAUUUGAAUUUAAUGACAGUAGGGUUGGAUUUACUGUUGCUUAGGGUUAAGUGUUGUAUUAGGG